Messenger RNA from Rhodofomes roseus, 1107 nucleotides. RefSeq lists its product as uncharacterized. The record is from RefSeq and is a predicted model, not a curated record. The coding region runs from base 1 to 1107 and encodes 368 amino acids. The transcript is spliced from 7 exons. Gene Ontology annotation, molecular function: nucleotide binding. Lineage: Eukaryota; Fungi; Basidiomycota; Agaricomycetes; Polyporales; Fomitopsidaceae.
AUGAGUUCCUUGCUAGCGUUCAUCCGGCGCCUCAGCACGUGCAACAAUCCCCCGGAAAUGGAGAAGGCGCCGGGGCCUCUGCGUUUCGGCGUGCUGGGAGCGGCGCGCAUCGCGCCAGACGCUAUUGUGAAGCCCGCGAGGAACCACGAGGACGUGGUUGUCACAGCGAUAGCGGCGCGCAGCCAAGACCGCGCGGAUGCAUUCGCGAGGCAAUGGGGGAUCCCGAAGGCGCACGGAGGCUCUGGGGCUUACCAAGCGCAGCUUCCGAACAGCUUGCAUUGCGAGUGGACGAUGAAGGCUCUCGCGGCAGGCAAGCACGUCCUGUGCGAGAAGCCGAUCGCGGACAACGAGGAGGACACGCGCAAGAUGUUCGCGUUCGCAGCGGAGAAGAACCUAGUGCUGCUCGAGGCCUGGCAGGUCCACUUCCAUCCUUCCCUGCAGAGAGUCAAGGAGCUGGCAGACGACCUGGGCCCGAUCGUCAACAUGUCGACGUACCUCGGCGUCUGGAACAGCGUCUUCUUCCUGAAGGACGACAUCCGCUUCAACUACGACCUGGGAGGCGGGGCACUCAUGGACAUGGGCCCGUACCCGAUCAACUGCAUGCGCUUCCUCACCGCGCACGAGCCCUCCGUCCACUCCGCCUCAGCGACCCUGCGCACAGAGAAGAUCGACGAGAAGAUCGAGACGCACCUCUCCUUCGGGCCGGACGCCAUCCCCGCGACGAUAACCACGGAUUCGCACCUCGCCGGCUGGGGCCCGCUCGGGCUGCUCCCGCGCUGGAUCCAGAUGGUGCUCCGGGUCGAGUGCAAGGAGGGCGUGGUGGAGUGGUCGAACUACGUGCUGCCGCACUUGUACCACUCGAUCACGGUGUAUCCGAAGGAGGGUGGGCAGUGGACUGAGGCGGCGUACAAGCGGAGGGACGGGGAGGGAGAGGAGUGGUGGUCUGCCUAUAGGUAUCAGCUGGAAGCCUUCGUGGACAAGGUCAGAGGACGACAACCGAGCGUGUGGCGGACUGCAGAGGACUCGAUCGAGUCGAUGAAGGCCAUUGACGCCAUAUACACCAAGUGCGGGUUGCCACUGCGACCUACCUCCCAAUUCAUCUUGUAA